This is a messenger RNA of Electrophorus electricus (electric eel), 1427 nucleotides long. RefSeq names its product LSM11, U7 small nuclear RNA associated (gene lsm11). Gene Ontology annotation, cellular component: U7 snRNP. The record is from RefSeq and is a predicted model, not a curated record. Gene Ontology annotation, molecular function: U7 snRNA binding. Gene Ontology annotation, biological process: mRNA 3'-end processing by stem-loop binding and cleavage. NCBI's taxonomy places the organism in Eukaryota, Metazoa, Chordata, Actinopteri, Gymnotiformes, Gymnotidae.
GCUUCGCAUUACUCAGCUUACUUCAAAAGAAAAAUGGAGGAGGAUAAGAGCAACGCUGUAGCAGAUAGCAGCCCGCUUCUCUGUCACCAAACGGUAGUGUCAAACGCAUGCGACCAGCCAGACGCAAGUGUCGAAGAUGAUAUGGACAAGAAACUGGACAUCAGCUCUGAAAAGUUUGACCCGCUGCUCGCCUUGUAUUCCCCGAAGGUCCCGCUGCCCUAUCCCAACAUCAGGUGCUUUAAUAACAUCGCUGAAUACGAGAGCUUUAUGAGAGGCGGUCGCGGCAGAGCAAAGCCCGAAAAUGUGGAGAAAAGGCUCAGGAAGGCGAGAAAGGGCGUAAAAGACCCAGAAAGAAUCGAGAGGUUGAAAAAGCUCAUGGUAAACAAUCCAGUUGAGGGAGAAGAGGGUGGAGCGAAACGAGCUCUCGGAAAGCAGAAAGCUCGUAAAAAUGUUCUGACAAGGAUGCCCAUGCAUGAAGGCAGUCCUUUAGGAGUACUGAACCGGUGUGUUCAGGGGAGGAUCAGAGUCAAGGUUCACAUUAGAACCUUUAAGGGACUUCGGGGAGUAUGCGCUGGCUUUGUAGUGGCCUUUGACAAGUUUUGGAACCUGGCAAUGGUGGAUGUUGAUGAAACCUACAGGGAACCCUUACUUGGCGAAGCUUUCUAUCAUGAAAAGGCACUGACUGUCACAAGGCUUUUCCAAAAGUUACAAAUGCUGGAAAACCAGGAGAUUAGUGCAGUUGAAAAGGAUUCUGGGAAAGCAGCAGCUAAGAUCUCAGAACCAGAUGAGCUGGGGAGCGAAGUGCAUCAUCAGACCACAAGCAGCAUUAGGACGGUGCAAGAUCCCAAACAAGCACCAGAAGGACCAGGAACGUCUCGUCGAUCUGACACUAGCUCGGCUCGGAGACAGAAGGUUCCUAAACCAAAAGUGGAGUAUGGAAGAGUGUGUACACGUCACGUGAAUCAGCUUUUUAUUCGUGGAGAAAAUGUUCUCCUUGUGAAUAUUCAGCAAGAAUUAUGACAGUUCAUUCUUCAUGUUUUAUGAAUGGUCAUUGCUUGUAAGAGCACAUGUAUGAGGUGUCAGUGAGUCACUAAUGCAUCAUAUUGUAUCAUAUUGAUAUGUCUUGAGUCCUGCUUGUAGAGGUGGGGAAAAAAAGUUAAAUAUCUGUUGCAAUCACAUAUUAAUUAAGUGUUCACCGUACAGUGUUCCACCACAAUUUGAUCUUAAACACAAUUUGACUACCACAUUUCACUUUUAUUUCUCUCUCUCUCUCUCUCUCUCUCUCUCUCUCUCUCUCUCUCUCUCUCUCUCUCUCCCCUUGCGUUCACUUGUAUUUACUCAAAUUGUCCACUAGGUGGAGAUAUAAAACCAAUACUUGGCGAGCCUUGACUCCUCCUACUGACAAUAAAACUAGCAAUCCAAAUGUA